CUCUUGAAUGAUUCAAAAAAGAUUGAUGAGUAUAAUUCAAAUGGAUUUCAACAGGAAAUAGACUAUAAUUUACAUUUGAAAUUUUCUACAGAAAUUCUACUAAAUUGGAAUGUAGUGCAUGGGUUCAAUCUUCAAUUGAGUUCACUCUUUUUGCUG
Molecule: messenger RNA, 156 nt
Organism: Dentiscutata erythropus
Lineage: Eukaryota; Fungi; Glomeromycota; Glomeromycetes; Diversisporales; Gigasporaceae
Source: the annotation of a GenBank genome assembly